Messenger RNA from Haliotis rufescens (red abalone), 2337 nucleotides. Its product is annotated as cytochrome P450 26A1-like. NCBI's taxonomy places the organism in Eukaryota, Metazoa, Mollusca, Gastropoda, Lepetellida, Haliotidae. The record is from RefSeq and is a predicted model, not a curated record. Bases 67 to 1512 code for a protein of 481 amino acids. The transcript is spliced from 6 exons. Gene Ontology annotation, biological process: sterol metabolic process. Gene Ontology annotation, molecular function: oxidoreductase activity, acting on paired donors, with incorporation or reduction of molecular oxygen; heme binding; iron ion binding.
CAAAAUAACAUCUACAGCAGAAUACGUUUACCGGUCGAUGUAGGAGAGCCAAGCAAUUCUGUAACAAUGUUAUACUCGUUUCCUGGAACGGACGGGGGUGCCUCCUGGGUGGUUGUGGCGUCUGUGGUACCAACCGCUCUCUGUCUCAUCAUCUGGAAGCUGUGGAACAUGCAUAAUCAUAGUCUUAGAGACAUGACAUGCAGCCUACCUCUACCACCUGGCAGUAUGGGGCUGCCUCUGCUUGGAGAAAGCCUUCAUUUUGUGGCAAUGGGUGCUAAUUUCUACAGGAAGAGGUUGAAAUCUUACGGUGGAGUCUCAAAAACCAACAUCCUUGGAAAUCCAACCAUUCUCGUCCUUGGAGCGAAGAAUGUCCGCAAGAUAUUAAUGGGAGAGACCUCGCUCGUGGCUUCUUACUGGCCACAAAGUGUUCGAACGCUCAUGGGCGAAGGAACAGUAAGCCACUCCGAGGGCCCUACCCAUAAAACACGAAGGAAGUCUAUCGUCAAGGCUUUCAACCACGCCGCCUUGUCCUCCUACCUUCUAGAAUCUCAGGACAUCUUCCGCUUUUACAUUAACAGAUGGUGCAGACAAGGAACCGUUUUGGGCUUCGAGGAAUGCAAGAAACUGUCCUUAAGGUUUGCCUGUCAUGUACUGAUAGGCUUUCAGAUCAGCGAGAAGGAACUAGGACAACUGAUCGAGUUGUAUGCCGUGUUUUCAGACGGUCUUUUUUCCAUACCUCUGAAAAUUCCUGGAUCGGGAUUCCACAAGGGUAUGGUAGCUCGCGAAAAACUGAUGGAGAAGAUCGGAGAAUUUCUGGAUCGGCGGAAGGAAUGGAGCGGUGCCCCCGACGCCCUCACCUACAUGAUGAAACAGUCGGAAGAGGAGCUGAGCCGGAAGGAGCUGAAGGAGGUGGCCAUGGAGCUGCUUCUAACCGGACAUGUCACCGCUGGCAGCGCAGCCUGCUCCCUCCUCCUUUACUUGGGGAGAAAUAGAGAGGUGCUUGAUAAGGUAGUUGAGGAACUGCGACAACACAACAUGUAUGAUGAUGUAGGAGGGCUCACCCUUGAACAACUUGGCCAGCUGAAAUAUGUAUCUAAUGUUGUGAAGGAAGUUGUUCGAAUUGCACCACCUGUUGGCGGAGGUUUCAGAAAGGCACUCAAAACCUUUGAGCUAGAUGGUUACCAAGUACCCAAGGGAUGGACUGUUGCCUUCAGUAUCCGUGAAGCUCAAGAACAAAGCGACAUUUUCCCAGAUGGAGACAAAUUCGACCCUGACAGGUGGGAUGAUAUGACAAUGGAAAGGGAACACUUCUUUCCUUUUGGUGCUGGGAGAAGAGUGUGUGUUGGGAAAGAACUUGGGAAGCUUAUGCUUAAAAUUUUCGUUGUUGAACUUGCUAUAAACUGUCGAUGGAAUCUCUUGAAUGAGUAUCCAGUUAUUGAAGAAAUGCCUGUUCCUCGACCAGUAGAUGGACUCCCAGCUGUCUUCUCUUCACUACAGAAACUUGGGAUCUGAAAGAGACGUAUUGACUAAGCUGCAAAGAUUCCUUCAAGUAACUCUUACCUCUAUCGUUAAUGAAAGGUGUGGGGUUUAUAUAUAUACUGAACCGCAAAAGAAACGUCACCCAAAGUAACAAUGCAUGAAAAGUUGUCAUUUAAUAUCUGGGUAAUUCUUGUCAAAGUUUCUAGAUUUUAACAUUACCUUGUCCGGAAAAAUGAAAUUUGAUGAUAAAAAAACAAAGCAGAUGACAAUAAAACCGCUUGCUCAAACGGAUCACGGCAACAGCCAUGGUAACCCGAUGCACGUGAGUUCCGUUCAAAUUGAAAAGAACAUGCGUUCCCCCAUUUCUAGCCCUAUAAAAAUCCACCCAGAUCGGAUAACAUUCAUUCGUUAAUAGAAUUGCUACCACAUGCCAAGAUUGACAAGAAAUCAGUGACACCAAACCCUUGGACUUUUGCAAGCUGGACAAAUCGCCCGGCAAAUCGCCAAUGCAUUUCAAGUCCACGUAAGGAACAUAUACGGGCACCAGCAACGGUACCAGACCACCAAUACUACAGAUGACCGACCACGUAGUGGAAGACGAAGGGUCACCAACCGACGUCAGUAUCGUCAGAUUGUGUGACGGCAUUUUCAAGAUCGCUUUGUUACUGCUGCGGAAACUGCUCGACAGACCUUGGGGACACACCAGCGACACAUUCCUGUGGACACUGUGCGUCGAUGAUUGACGAGCUGACACCUCCACUGUCACAAGCCACAACGAGGCCCCAUUCUGACACCACGUCAUGGCCGGGACCGUCUUCAGUGGGCAACACAGCACCAGCAUUGGCGCCACCAUCAGUG